Messenger RNA from Trichomonas vaginalis G3, 333 nucleotides. Its product is annotated as organellar and viral DNA polymerase type B. Bases 1 to 333 code for a protein of 110 amino acids. NCBI's taxonomy places the organism in Eukaryota, Parabasalia, Trichomonadida, Trichomonadidae. The transcript has a single exon. The record is from RefSeq and is a predicted model, not a curated record.
AUGGACAAAGAUUGCGACAUGGUAUAUAAGAACAUCUCUGACAUAUAUAAAUCGGAGGAGUUUAAGACAUACGACAACUUUGUUUCAUUAGUUGCAAAAUGUGUAUGGCAGAUAAGAGAUAAAGAUAGAAGAGGUAAAGUAUGGCAUGAACAGAUAAAACCAGCAGCUUUUGAGUUAAAGAAAACCAUUGACGCCUUAGUUGUUCUAGCAGGUCAAAUUUCAAUGUAUAACGCAAAAAUGAAUCCGCAAUGUUCUAAAUGUAAAGCAGCAAUGAGGAAAUAUAACUACUCCGUCAAAGAGAUAGAACGAAUGAGAACGACUAUGCUGACUUAA